Molecule: messenger RNA, 828 nt
Organism: Rana temporaria (common frog)
Lineage: Eukaryota; Metazoa; Chordata; Amphibia; Anura; Ranidae
Product: uromodulin-like
Exons: 5
Coding region: 37-804 (255 amino acids)
Biological process (GO): neutrophil migration
Cellular component (GO): apical plasma membrane; cell surface
Source: RefSeq, a predicted model, not a curated record
CUCAUAUAGGAAAUAUUUUUUAGGGUCCUGAUCACCAUGAAGACAACACUGCUGCUCUCUGUACUGUGCGCUGUCAUGGCGGUGGCUGCGUCUCAGGCCUGUGGAAAUGAAACCUGUGCUACUGAUGAGAUUUGUAACAAUAUUACUAAUACCUGUCAGUGCAAUACAACUUUCUACACAUUUACACCAGGAAGCCGUCCAUCUCCAAAUUUUACUUGUACCGGAGUAAAGUUCAAUAUACAAGUGUCAAAAUGUUGGUUGGAAAAACAAGGUUAUAAUACAUCUGAAAUCAGGCUGAACAGCACCGACUCCGAGUGUUUCGCAGUAAGGGAGUUGGUGGAUGGAAAAUCAGAGAUGACCAUUCAUCGCCCAAUGACAAGUUCUGCCUGUAACACUGAAUCUGUGAUAAAUUCAUCUCAUGUCACCUACAGUAAUCUGCUGUCUUUUUUUGCCAAGACGAAUCCAAUCAGUAUAACAAAUGACAUCGCCAUGAAUAUUUCCUGCUCUUACCCUCUGAAUAUAAAUGUCAUUCUUAAUGUGACACUGAAGCCAGUAAUCGGGACAACAGUAAUAUCCAGCCCUACAGGAAAUGGAAGUUAUGCAGCUGUAAUGAUGGCCUAUAAAGAUAGCCAAUAUACGACCCUUCUGACAGAAGAUGACCCCCUGACUGUGGAAAAUACAAUCUACCUCUCAGUGACAGUACCAGAUCUGGAUGUGAACACCUUUAAACUCAAGGUGGUGAAUAUUUAUGCCUCUCCUACCAAUUCAAGCGACCAACAGUACUAUCUUCUUAACGACGGGUAAGUACACUGGUUAGUAGACUUCUGU